Molecule: messenger RNA, 1401 nt
Organism: Fimicolochytrium jonesii
Lineage: Eukaryota; Fungi; Chytridiomycota; Chytridiomycetes; Spizellomycetales; Powellomycetaceae
Exons: 9
Coding region: 1-1401 (466 amino acids)
Source: RefSeq, a predicted model, not a curated record
AUGAAGGCCGAGAAAGUUCUUCCCAACAAAGUGAUAGACGGAACAGUGACGCACAUUGCAUUCAACCGAUUGCGGAAUCCCUCACCACUACUAGGCGUGUUUACUCGCCGCGUAGAAGGUGAGAACAUCAGCUACCAUGUAGAUGUGACUCCGAUCGACGUCUCGCGGUCAGAAGAUGUACUCUCCUUCUCGGGCAAGACAUGGACGCUGCCAGGAAAUCUCCCAAUAGUUCGCGCGGCGGUGGGGGCCAGUGGUCGAGUGAUCGCUAGUAGACGCUACGACACUAGCCUCUUUCGCAUGUACACCCUGCUCGAAUGCGAUUCCGAUCACUCUUGUGCCGUUGCGAAUGGCUUGGUCGGGCCGCCUACAUCCGAAGCUUUGAGCGAUCACUUGCUCGCCGUCGAGCUCUACAGUCCAGACGCAGCAUCCCCCAGCGUCUUUUUUGUGAGCAAGGAUGAACACGAUGAGCAUAUCCACGUCUCGAUGGCAAUGUUCACGCUCGUUGAUGGAGAGUGGGUCAAGGAUGAGUUGUGGCCGCGUCCACCCCUAUACUAUCAUCGUGACUCAUACUCUCCUAUGCUCGGGCACGACGUGCCCGAGAAUGACGGGGCUCAUCAAUUGCACUGGUUGACGAGCCCUAUUGUCGCCGCCUCUGCAAACUCAACCACACUCGCCUGGACCUUCCUGUCCCGCAUCCUUACCUUGGACUAUGUUGGUGAAGCUAGUGGGAAGAUACAUGGAUAUGUACUGGAGGAGUCGAAGCCCCUGGAUGGCUUCAGCCCCGCGGAUCUUCGCGUGAAGGGGGCGAAUUUGAAUCCGAACGGGACUGUUUUCUCCUUUGUCAAUGACAACAACGACAUCAUAACUUUCUCGCGCACAGCGGUCCGCCUAAAGCCGAAAGAAGACCGCAGUUGGGUCGAGUCAUUCUUCCUCUAUCCAAAUGAAAUCGGAUUCUUUUACGACGCAGCGGCUGAAGCACAAGGGCACGCGAACGCCCCAGCGAAAACGAAGCCGAAAUCAAGCUCUCCGUGGAAGGUUCAGACGAAUUAUUUGAACUCUCUUGAUGGGGCGACGAAUGGGAAAGCUGUCGUUGCGUUCCAUCAGCUGGAAGGGUCGCGCCUGGCAACCAACUUCAUGCAUCCGGACGAGACGUACAUACUGGUCCUGUACACAAACAACGUCUUACAAAUCCUGGAAGUCACUCAAAGAGAUAAGGGCAGCCACAUCCAAGCUUACAUACGGAACCGGUGGCCGAUGUUUGUGGCAAUGCUGGCUGUGGUCGUGGUGUUCGCUGCCAACGAGAUGACGGGCGAAUUUACACCGUAUACCUCGCUCUUGACCGCGGGCUUAUCGUUCUGGGUGUUGUUAUCGUUACUGCUCAACGAGCCGAGUUAUGAUUGA